GCUUAACCUCUCCAGUGCAUGCCACAAUGAACGCUGGACGCUCUAGAACGCGUACUGCUGAGAAUAUGGACAAUUUUCACCGCUUCCUGAGUACCGACGAGAUUAAAAUGGGUUCGGAGCGCUCAUCUGCAUCGAAGAAAGGAAUUUUACUACAGAAUCUCGACGAAGGAAAGCCCUGUCUUAAAUGUGGAGAGAAAUGUUCUGGUUUCAGUUUGCACGUGUGGCGCAAAGUGUGUGCGAACUGCAAAUGUCCCCGUGAGAACCAUGAUGUGUCUGUGGAUGCUGAUGCUGAUGUCGAUGUAGACGAAGUUGAAUUCAAAGUAAAAGGCCUUAAAAUCAACUCGGACACGAACCGCGAAGAUGAUUUACCGUCCCCUCCCCCGUUGUCAAAUAACAACGAAUACCAAACGAUGAAGAUAUUUACUACUCAAUCUUCCCUUGUGGAUAACGAUUUGUUUCCCCCACCUCCCCCUCCCUCAACGGCCUCAGAUUACCUUUGGUCUCCUCCUGGAUUGACGACUGGUCAGGUAGAGGCUUACAUGAAGUCCUUACCAGAGGAUAGAAUUCCCAUCCUUGGGUCACCUGGAGAAGAUUAUUAUAUAAAACAGCGCGUAUAUCAAAACCCUCCACAAGACAAAGCGCCCGUGCAUUUCUCAAAUAUUCCAGAACCUCAAAGAGAAGCUUUUGUUCAAUUCUGGAACAACGAAGAUAAUGCAAAAGGAACCGGAAAGGUCAAAGUUCCACUUGGAAGAAGAGAGACUUGCCAAUCGUGUUUCAAGACCAUCCCUAAAGGCGACGUAGUGGUUUCAGCUGAGUUAGACGACAGUGAAGUGUCAUGCUAUCACGCUGCAUGCUUCUGCUGCGCGACUUGUUGGGAGCUGUUGGUAGACCUCACCUACUUCCAGUAUGGAAACAAAGUCUACUGCGCAAGACAUCACGCUGAGUUGUCAAGGCAACGUUGCUAUGGAUGUGAUGAGCUUAUCUUCACCGGGGAAUACACCAUAGCCAUGAACAAAAGCUGGCACUUGGGUCAUUUCCGAUGCAACGAGUGCGACGUCAGCAUCACCGGCAAGCAGUUUAUUGUCAGAGACGAAAAGCCCGUAUGCGUUGACUGUUUUGACUGCAGAUUUGCCAACGUGUGUGACCACUGUCAUGGCAAGAUUGGACCUGAUGCUAAAGACGUAUCAACAGCUGACGAUCGACAUUGGCAUGAAAUGUGUUUCCUGUGCGAGCUGUGUCGGAAACCUCUGCGAUCAGACGGAAAAUUUACUUUCUACAAGGAGCAAGUUCUGUGUAAUGAUUGCUACAUCACUAACUUCCAGAAGACGUGUGCAGGAUGCCAUUAUGCCAUCGAGUCUGGGAGCGCGCGCCUAGAAUACAAUGGCACCUACUGGCAUGAAGAAUGCUUCAAGUGCGCCGUCUGUCGGGAAGCUAUCGGGACUAGCGGUUUUGUUCCAAAAGAUGAUGAGUUCUACUGUCCCGGAUGCUAUCAGAAUUUACAUGCCAAGCGUUGCGCGGAUUGCGGAGAGCCACUCUCCGAAGGCGGUGUCCUCUACAACGAACAGACCUGGCACAAGGAGUGUUUCAGUUGUUUUACCUGCCAUGAAUCGUUGGCAUCUCGACCAUUCUCUGUGCAUAGUGGCCACCGCUACUGUAUCGAGUGCUAUGGAAGGUUCCUGGCCAAGCAGUGUGAGGUCUGCUUUAAACCAAUUAUCGGCGGUGAAUACUUCACAUUAGAGGAGUCAAAUUUCCACAAAGAGUGCUUUAACUGCACUCGGUGUCAGCGGUCUCUGGCCAAUGAAGGAUUUGUUAGAGAAGGGGUUGAACUUCUAUGCGCCAGCUGUGCUGAUUGAACAGAAGCGUACAAAUUAAACGAAUAAGACCUCAUGCAAGUCCAUAUCGAAAAAAAUUACUUAAUCUAACAGAGCAAAAUGUUAUAAAUUUUUCGUAAGUUUCCAAAGUAAGCUUGUUUCAUUUCAGUGGUAAUGAAAAGUCUUUGUUUACAUCCUUUUAAACCGACAAUCCCGGCGUAUAAGUAAGUUGAUCUGUUUGCUAGUAAACGAGCUGACAAGAGGGACAGACAUAAACGAUUCAACUUAUGGGUGUAAAAUUAAGUGUUGACGUUUUUCCUGUUUCAGGAAAUCUUUCAUCAUAGCAGUUUACUACGCUGCGAAGAAGCAUGAAAAUUUAAGUAAAAGUUGCAAAUGUUUCUUUUUCUAAAUAUAUAUCGUAACAAUGAAGAUAGAUUAUCGCUCGAUGCCAGAUGAUGAUGUACUUACGAAGUUCAGAUUUUAUUUUUUGUAACAAUCGCCCUUUCUUUUUCCUCGAGCAACAGCUAGUUCUGUUAAAUACGUUUUAGCUGCUAAUGUCAUGCUUAAAAAAUUAUAUGCAGAAAUAAUCAUAUAUUGAUGAUGCCUUCGCAACUUUUUGUUGCACAAUUCUUUUUCGGAGGGCCUCUCUAAAGGGAAUUUGGGAUGGGGUAUGUAUGGUGGACGGUAUAGGAGGGCUAUAGACAGGCUACCUAUUCUUCGCUAACAUACCUUCAGCCUUCUGCCGAGCUGUUUUGAGGGUUUGUGCGAACUUCGUUUCUUGUUGACGUAAGUUAUUUGGAUACCAGUUCUGUUGAUUUUUGUGAUGGUUAAAAUUUUUAUCAAUAAAGUGUUUUCCAGAA
This is a messenger RNA of Pocillopora verrucosa, 2671 nucleotides long. RefSeq names its product testin. Lineage: Eukaryota; Metazoa; Cnidaria; Anthozoa; Scleractinia; Pocilloporidae. Gene Ontology annotation, molecular function: zinc ion binding. The record is from RefSeq and is a predicted model, not a curated record.